Molecule: messenger RNA, 3779 nt
Organism: Bolinopsis microptera
Lineage: Eukaryota; Metazoa; Ctenophora; Tentaculata; Lobata; Bolinopsidae
Product: laminin subunit gamma-1-like
Exons: 26
Coding region: 164-2290 (708 amino acids)
Biological process (GO): tissue development; animal organ morphogenesis
Cellular component (GO): basement membrane
Source: RefSeq, a predicted model, not a curated record
AGCAAAACCUCUGUUUCAAAGCGGGAAUUCGACCUCCUGAAGAAAAAGCAGUUUUGUAGCUACACUGAGAGUGCGGGAUUGUAUGCUCUGCUGGAAGGAUUGCUGUAGAGCCAGCGAGACGUCCCAGUUCAACAUGACCGGACAGUGGCAGCCGUAGGCAAACAUGUGGUCUCAACUUGUUAUACUUAUUAGCCUUCUCCUCUUCUGCUUCAUUUUCGGAUCUCUCGCAGUUCCUGAAAACGAUCUGGUCGAUCCUUGGGAGAUAUUUAACAGACUUUCUUCUAAGUCCAAUGGAUCAUUUGUGUCGUGGGAGGAGGUAGAAAACGCUCGCACUCUGAUCGACAAUCCUGUUUAUAAUGAGACUGGCAGUGAUGAUGGAGAGAAAGUUACUUUCCCUGAUUUCAUGUUAAAUCCUGACAGCUGGGAGAUGGGGAGCCGUGUUGUGGAUGCUAUAAUACGUGACAACACCGCCACUAAGAGUAGUGUGGGUGCAGUUUACCCGGGGCUGAUGGAGCUGUUGAGGAUCAAGGUGAAAGUGCAGUGUUCCGGACGAGACUGUGAUCACAACAUCGACCUGGUAACCAGCUCUACCGGCCACUUUAUCACUCUGCCUCUCUUCGGCAGAACACACGUGAUCAUCACUAUCAUUCUCUCCCAGGAAUUUGAAGUUCAUCAAAUGGAAUUGAACCUCAUGACUCAAAACCAUAAAUAUCACUUCAAAGUGCGUCAGAGGUCUUCGAAAGGAAAAAGAACCAUGUUUGAAAUUUCCAACAAAUUAUCAGUUUGCGGCGUUGAUUUCGACAGUAACAUACGGGAUCUCUGCAGAGAAAAGUCAAGUUUCCAGUACGGUGGAGACGAGCCCAGUAGAUUGGAUUUCGGGGCAGACCAGGGCACCACCUCAGUCUCCCAGUGGGUCAACACUCGUGCUCUGGAGAUUGUCCUGCUACCUGUUUCCGGGGGACCUACGGUAUACGGUAUUAACAACUUGAAGCUCUUUGGUCGGUGUAUCUGUAACGGUCAUGGCAGCGAGUGCAGCCUUGUUGGUUCUGAGUAUCACUGCACGUGCCAGGGUAACACGUGCGGAUCCAGCUGCGAGAGUUGCUGUCCCAAGUAUAACGCUUACCCCUGGGAGCCGGCCAACUCAACCGACCCUAACUCCUGCACAGAGUGUUUGUGUUACGGCAAGGCGAGUUCCUGUCACUACGAGCGGAGUAUCGAGACCCAAUACCGGUCCUACAUCUCGGAGACACAACGAGGAGGAGGGGGUGUCUGUGAUGGGUGCACCGGAGACUCAGCCGGCAUCAACUGUGAGACCUGUAAACCUCGCUUCUACCGGCCUGCCAACCUCACUGCCUGGGCUCCCUUUCCCUGCAUAGCGUGCGAUUGCCAUAUGCGAGGUGUAGUCCGGAUGGAGGGCUGGCCGGACGGGGACUGUGUGAAAGAUAGCAGUUUUAGCAACAUCCAGGGCAAGCCCAUGACGGCAGGACAGUGUUUUUGUAGGGAAGGCUGGACUGGGAGAAGGUGUGAUGUUUGCUCAGAUGGGUGGUAUCUGAGUGGGGGAGAGUGUUCCCCCUGCGAGUGCUCGGUUCUGGGCUCUGUAUCUGAGACAUGUGACCAGGACUCGGGAGAGUGCGAGUGCAGGGUUGGGUACAGAGGGAGGACGUGCGGCCAGUGUACAGAAAGGAAGUUCAGCUUCCCCAAGUGUACUGAGAGUUGCAGUGAGAACCGGGCCGGAGUGCGCUGUGAAACCUGUUUGGACGGAUUCUAUUUGGACGGUGGACAGUGCAGAGCUUGCAAGUGUUCUCCCCACAGCUCGUGUGACAGGAGUACAGGAGCCUGCUCCUGUCUGGACGGUUAUGUUGGACCCUCCUGUGACUCCUGUGUCUCUGAGCUACUCCCCUACCCUGACUGCAGGAACUGCUCCUGUAAUCAUUUCGGUACUAAAGCUGGAUGUGUCAACUGCCAGUGCAAGGAUUUUGUAGAAGGAUCACAAUGUGAUGGAUGUAAAGCCGGGCACUUUGCCUUAUCUCCUGUCCACGAAACAGGAUGUCUUCCCUGCUUUUGCUCCCACGUUUCAGCUCAGUGUUCACCAGCUGUUACAGCCUCUUCCUUCGUCUCCUCUCUCUUCGACUAUACUGCAGACGGGUGGGAGCUAACAGGUGGUUCUAGAACUUCUGCCUCGCCCUCCUCCUCUGUCGGGAGCUCCACGUCAGGGAUUUUUCUCUCUACACGGGUGUUCUCUCCAACUUCUCUUCUCCAGUAUUCUUCUCGGCUCCCCCCAAGUUUCUAGGGAACAGAGCCGCGAGUUAUGGGGGUUACCUGAACUUCUCCUACAGUGCUAACUUCAUCCAGCAACACAGAGCAAAUGAUAGUCUACACGUAUGGCUCGUGGGCAAGGAAACUGCCGUGAAGCACCUCGUUCGUGGACAGAUGAAGAGCAACAAGCUUUACACAAUUAGAAUACCCCUUCUUGAGAGUAUGUGGGAGUCUAGAGAAGACCAAUUACAGAGAAGUAGCUUCAUGGAUAUCCUGGUGGAUCUUAGAGCAAUUCUUAUAAGUGCUUCCUUCGCUUCCCCGUCCAAAUUCACCAGGUUGCGAUCCCCGUCGCUGACAACGCGAACUCUUCUUACCCCUCUGAGAGCUCUAGUUAAAAGUAUCCCUCCUUCCCAAUUUGUAGAGCAGUGCGUUUGUCCUUUCGGGUAUAUCGGUUCCUCGUGCGAGAACUGUAUUGACGGAUACUUCAAGAGCGGGAAAAUAUGUCAGAAAUGCAGCUGUAAUUCACGGGCUAAUCUAUGUGAUGACUCUGGCAAUUGUUUGGGAUGCAGUGAAGGAACGACAGGGCCCCAUUGUGAGACGUGUCUACCAGGAUACUACCAGGUCUCCCCCUUCUCCUGCUCCAAGUGUCCUUGUCCUCGCCACGGGUCGUGUAUGAUAGACAAGGAGGGUGAGGUGCGGUGUAGCAAGUGUCUGCCUGGUGUUACUGGUAAUCUCUGUGACAGGUGUAUGAAAGGGUAUUAUGGAACUCCUGAGUUGGGGUGCAGGAAAUGUCGUUGUAAUGACAACCUGGAUAUGUCGCGUGAGACACCAUGUGACCAGCAAACAGGACGAUGUCUUGCGUGCGUGGAAGGUACCGGGGGAGCCUUCUGUGAGAGAUGCUCAACUGACUACUGGUCACCUAGUCCUGGUAGAGACUGUCAGCGUUGCGAGUGUCCCGUAGGACGAAGACAGCUGGUGCCGUGUAAUCCUAGAACUGGAGAUUGUUAUUGUAAACCUGGCUACACUGGUCGGAAUUGCAGCUCCUGUCAGCUCUACACUUACGGGUAUCUAAACGACGAGGACUGCAAAAACUGCAGCUGUGAUGUGAUUGGGUCACACUCCCUUCACUGUAAUGGUACGACGGGGGACUGUUUCUGUAAGAGGGGUCACACUGGCAGGAAGUGUGAUAAGUGUCAGGACGGCUACUGGAGACACGCCCGCCAGCCUUGCUCAGAUUGCGAGUGCAGCGAGAUUGGGUCCAGUUCCUCCCUCUGCUCCACUUCAGGACAGUGCCCCUGUAGACUGGUUACACCGGACGUGACUGUAGUCAGUGUGACACUGGCUACAUCCUAACCGACACUCUCCAAUGUACAGAGUGUGACAACUGUGCAAGGAAGAUGUUGGUGACCUUGGAGGAGACUUCCAUCAGGCAAACUGCGAUAAAGAGUAUAUCACAAGACAACUUCAUCAGCAAAACAACUGCUAAACUCAAACAUCUCCAGAAUAAAUCUAACAGGAUCAAG